Molecule: messenger RNA, 2811 nt
Organism: Bactrocera latifrons
Lineage: Eukaryota; Metazoa; Arthropoda; Insecta; Diptera; Tephritidae
Exons: 3
Biological process (GO): calcium ion transmembrane transport; intracellular calcium ion homeostasis
Cellular component (GO): membrane
Molecular function (GO): calcium channel activity; calcium, potassium:sodium antiporter activity
Source: RefSeq, a predicted model, not a curated record
AAAACCAAAAACACGCUUUCAUGCCAUUAGCAGUUGUAUCAAUGUUGCAGCAACAAAAAUGUUUAGAAACAUUGGACGAGCAGCAGCAAAAAAAGCAAGCAACAGCGGCAGCUGAAGUAGGCAGCCCGCAGCGUCUAAACGCAGAAACACGGCUUACAAACGCUUUCAACGCCACUUGUAAAGAGGAACAACGCACAGCUUGGCAACAUGUUGCCGCAACAGAACAACAAUCCCAACAGCAAGUUAAUAGUGAGAAAAGCUUGCGCAAAACUACUAAUCUACACCAUGUUGGGAUAACAGAUAAAUGCAUGCUAAAUGCGGCCGCACGCCAACGGACACAUGUGGCCAGCAACAUUACACACACCACGUACACAAACGUAGCAACAUUGGUUGAGCACAUCGAAGCCAAUGUGGCAUUAGGAAAAGUAUUAAAUAAAUCAAAAGAACAAACAGCAACGCUCCAUGUGGCAAACAGCAUUGGCAAUAAAGUGCUUAGCAACAUGUUGCCGCAACAUACAACGCUGGCGCGUUUGAAGACGAAACGUGCGCGCCACCAAAGUGUUGCUGCGGUGCAAAGUGCUGAGAAGCGUGCAAAAAUUGCCAACGCCAAAGCGAAGGCGACAAAAUUAAAUACAACAACAACAACAAUAAUAGCAACAACAAAUAAUCAAAGCACACAAAGUGCAGAAAUGUGCGAAAUGACCGCGCCUACGGGCGAGCCGUCGGUCAAGCAACAACAACAACGCCAACACCAACACCAUAACACCGAAAAGACGAUAGAUUUCAAUAGUCGACGGCGACGCGGACGCCUAAGGGCUGUCAAUGUGCAUAACGCUGUCUGUGGUAAUGGUCUAACGGCCAGCGUAUGUCGGGCGCUGAUGUGGCUUGCCAGAUAUUUGGAAAAGGUCGCGCACAAUCGCGCCAGCGCCGGCUAUGAUCAAAGUGAUCCCUUGCUAUAUUUGUUAUCGGUGUUGUUAUCGUUAAUCGUUGUUAAUGUAAAUAGAGUUGCCAGUUUAGUGAAUGAAUACAAAUGUGAAGUAAAUAGUAAUGCGUUAUUUAAUAAUAAAGCAAAUACCAACAACACCACCAACACACCAAAUACUAACAGCGCUAAAAAUAAUAAAAAUCACAAAAUCAUUACUAAUCAGAGCAUUGAGUUGAUUAGCGAGUCUGGCGGCGCUGUGGACUCGUUGCAAUUGCCGGAAAGUGGCGUCGCCAACGAGGAGAGUGACGAAGAUAAAACCUCCGUAGACGCGCCUGAGUCCGAGUCCGAAUCCAAGUCCGAGUCCGCGCAAGUGGCUAAAGCGAAAAACAAUAACAAGAUAAACGCACAAAAUACAGUUAUGACGCUUGAACGCAACGCGUUGGCGCUCACCGAACGCGUUGGCUUAAUCAACGCAAGAAGUGCAACGAAGCGUGGCAAGUCCAAUUGCGCAGCAAACGCGCGUGCCAGCGCCACAAUAACAACAACAAAAACAGCAGGCGGCACAAGCAAAACAUUUGUGGCCAUGCAAAUGCAGUUACUCUUCUAUGCCUUCAUCUUAUGCACAUCCAUAUUACUUCCAAGCGGCAAUAAUUUGGUGGCCGCAGCCAAGCCGAAAUCCGCUACGCAAUUGCAGCAACAAAAGCUAUUACAACAACAACAGCAGCUAUUACAACAACAACAACAGCAGCAGCAACAACAACAGUAUGAGCAUCAACAUGGUCAUCAGGCUCAUCAACCGGCUGCCGGUCCAAAUGGUGGUUUCGGCAUACCCGUCGCUUCCGGCGGCACGGCUGGUGCCGAUUUGACACCGCCAACCUAUCAGGUCGUUUCAUCGCGCGCAUCCAAUGAGCAGGCGGAAUUCAUAUUCCCCGCUGAUCAAUCAGACGAGCAAGUCUUCGAUCAGGAGAAUUUGAAUGUAGUGGAAUUGGAUGAUGACGACGAUGAUGAGGAGGAGGCGAGCCUGAAGAAAACAUACGGAUUGCAUGACAACGAAACCGCCCAUGCGAAUGUGACGAAAGCGCCGCUCUUCCCCAAGGAUCUCUUCACCAAAGAGCAGCUUGAAAAUGGUGCUGUUAUAUGUCAUAUAAUCGGUGUUAUAUACAUGUUCGUAGCGCUAGCCAUUGUAUGCGAUGAAUUCUUCGUGCCUUCCCUGGAUGUGAUCAUCGAGAAAUUGGAUAUAACAGACGAUGUAGCCGGUGCUACGUUCAUGGCUGCCGGCGGUAGUGCGCCCGAAUUAUUUACCAGUGUCAUUGGCGUAUUCAUCUCGUUCGAUGAUGUUGGCAUUGGUACAAUUGUCGGUUCGGCUGUAUUCAACAUACUCUUCGUCAUCGGUAUGUGUGCGCUAUUCUCCAAAACCAUAUUGGAGUUAACAUGGUGGCCAUUAUUUCGUGACUGCACAUUCUACAGUAUCAGUUUACUGGUAUUAAUAUACUUUUUUCGCGAUAACUUCAUCUAUUGGUGGGAGGCGCUUAUCCUAUUCAGCAUCUAUAUAGCGUAUGUGACCUUCAUGAAGUGGAACGUUCAGGUGGAACGAUUCGUCAAAAGGCUCGUUACGAAAAAUAAGGUGACUCGCGUCAGAAGUACAGAUCAACUUAUGCCAGCAGGCAAUGCGGCGAACUCAUCGGAGACUUCAAUGGCCACACAACCAGGCGGCUCGGUCACAUCGCGUGCCGCAUCRGAGACACGCUCUGGACCGCCGGGAUCGAGCAGCGGCGCUGGCGCAACAGGUAAUAGCAGUGGAACUGCUGGUAGUACACACACCGGUGCAAAAUUCCGUCAUGGCCUAUUGCAGCUUAUGAUACACACAAUAGAUCCGCUACAUGAUG